AUGAAGAGGUCAGGUCAACGAACUAUCAAUGCCAACAAGUACACAUCAAAUCCGGACACCGACCCAUCUAAAGACAAGAUGAAGGCGUUGCAGCCCACUUUCGUCUUCCCACUUGACUGGGCGUUAAUCCGUAUGAACGACACGAAAAAACGCGACGUCACCAACCGUCUGCCUGAUGUUUACUCUACCAAGACGAAACUUGUCCCAACGCAGCAGUGCAGGCAGUGGUCGACCUUCAAUGUCAACAAAGAAGAAGUGCACGUUGCCAAAUACGGGCGCACGAGUGGCUGGACGGCCGGCAUCGUUAACGCUUGUAUGAUCAUCAUCAACCCUGAUGCCGAUGAGGAGAUCUCGGGCGCCUAUGGUAUAGAUGCGAAGAACUUGGGAGCGUGUUUUGGCGUGGUUAGUAAUGACGAGAGGAAUGACUUCUGCGAGCUUGGUGACAAUGGCAGUGUAGUACUGCACGAAGGAUCAGGCACGCAGCUUGGACUACUCGUCGGAGUGACUAGUACUGGACAAGGAAUGUUUCUUCCUAUGGACGUCGUCUUUGAAGAUAUUAAGAGGGUCACUGGUAAAGACGUUGUCAACCCGUCUUAUGUCGGACUUACUCCGUACAAUCUAACGGAGGAGGGUGAAUAA
Messenger RNA from Alternaria ethzedia, 639 nucleotides. RefSeq lists its product as uncharacterized. The record is from RefSeq and is a predicted model, not a curated record. Lineage: Eukaryota; Fungi; Ascomycota; Dothideomycetes; Pleosporales; Pleosporaceae. The transcript has 3 exons. The coding region runs from base 1 to 639 and encodes 212 amino acids.